Molecule: messenger RNA, 1440 nt
Organism: Ambispora gerdemannii
Lineage: Eukaryota; Fungi; Glomeromycota; Glomeromycetes; Archaeosporales; Ambisporaceae
Source: the annotation of a GenBank genome assembly
AUGCCGCUUCCCGAAUUACCGGGAAAAAGGCUAUUAAUUGGACAUGCAUUAUUGAUUGGUCCUGGAUUUCAUCUAAGGUGCUUAGAAUGGCAAAAAACUCUUGGGAACAUCUUUAUGCUCCGCGUUGGAAAAUUAUCGAUAAUCAUUUUGAAUAACGAGAAACACGUCGGUGAAUUAUUUCAAAAAAGAGGCGCAAAAUAUUCAUCUAGACCACAAAGUUUCAUAUCCUGGGAAGUGGUGGGACGUAAGCAAGAUUAUAUUGCGGCACCUUAUCAUAAAUGGUUCAAAAAAAUGAUGCCAUUAGCACACGGAGUAUUUAACCAACGAAAAAUAGAAACCUACAUGGAUUUAAUCUACGAAUGUCGCGACGAACUGCUGAAAAUCCUAGCUGAGGAUUCAAAUGAAAUUUUUCCCAGCAGACAUUUUCAAUAUACAACACUUAACGUAAUCCUGAACGUUGUCUUUAACUCAAAGACAAAAGGAAUGACCGAUCCACUGCACUUCCAGUUUCUUGAUCUAAUUGAAAGGACUUUUGCUCUUACACACGUGCAAGCGAGAAUUUUUGAUGCUUUGCCGAUUUCAAGAACUAUCUUAAAAAAUCGGUGGUUACAUAAGAAUGCUAUUGAUCUACGAGACGAAUGGGAAUCGGUGUUGGGAAUGUUGUUAGAGAAGGUUAAGAUUAAUAAAUACGAGGAUGGAAAGAAGCAGGAAUAUGUUUCUUCAUGUUUUGCUAAAGAUUUAUUGGCAAAAGUUGAUGAAGGUGUUAUUACUGAAAUGGAACUCAUUCAUCUGGUACUUGAUUUGGUGGUUGCAGGAACGGAAACAAGUGCAUCUGCAAUGACUUCCCUUAUAGCUAUUGUAACUAAUGAUCCAGAAAUUCAAGCUCGAGCACAUGACGAACUUGAUCGCAUUGUCGGGCAUUCUCGUCUUCCUACUUACGAUGACUUGACAUCUCUUCCUUACAUUCGUGCAAUGGUCAAAGAAGUUUUACGGUGGGCUCCUCCGAUAAUUCUGGGACCUCCCCACGUUAUUGAGGAGGACGACGACUACAUGGGUUACCAUAUUCCUAAAAAUAGCUUAUUGCUGAUGAAUAUGUACGCGUUAAAUUGGAACCCAGCCAGAUUUUCGAACCCGAGUAAAUUUGACCCGGAGCGGUAUUUAGACAUGAAAGAAAGUUCGGCCGCAUUGGCGCAAGGAAAUGUUGAAAAUCGAGAUCAUUUUUCUUUUGGAGCCGGACGACGGCUUUGUCUUGGCAUUCGUUUGGCCGAAGUAGAACUCGAGUUAUUCAUUGCUUCUAUAUUCUGGGCUUUCAAAAUCGAGCGUCCUCCUACAGAGCCGGAACCGAUUGAUUUGACGAAAUUUGAUUAUAUUGGAAUUGUGCAAUGGAUCAAGCCUUAUAAUGUUCGUUUUAUUCCUAGGCAAAAAGAAUCUUUUUUUUAA